Styela clava is the source of this 1396-nucleotide messenger RNA. Its product is annotated as DNA/RNA-binding protein KIN17-like. NCBI's taxonomy places the organism in Eukaryota, Metazoa, Chordata, Ascidiacea, Stolidobranchia, Styelidae. The record is from RefSeq and is a predicted model, not a curated record. Gene Ontology annotation, cellular component: nucleus. Gene Ontology annotation, molecular function: double-stranded DNA binding. Gene Ontology annotation, biological process: DNA damage response; DNA replication.
CUUACUAAUUAAUACCGCACCUAUUAUUUAUAAUGGGAAAAGAAAAAGGUGGAUUUUUAACUCCCAAGGCUAUCGCAAAUCGCAUUAAAUCGAAAGGUUUGCAAAAAUUACGAUGGUAUUGUCAAAUGUGCCAGAAGCAAUGCAGAGAUGAGAAUGGUUUCAAAUGUCAUUGCAUGUCAGAAUCUCAUCAAAGACAACUAUUGCUGGUUGCAGAGAAACCAGGUGCCUUCAAUGACCAUUUUUCAAAUGAAUUUUUGAAAGAGUUUAUGGAGUUAUUGAAGCGUCGUUUCAACACUAGAAGAGUUCACAACAAUGUGGUUUACAACGAAUAUAUUGGAUUCAAGGAACAUAUUCAUAUGAAUUCAACAAAAUGGGUCACACUUACUGAAUUUACAAAGUGGCUGGGACGUGAAGGUUAUUGCAAGGUUGACCAAACAGAGAAAGGAUGGUUCAUACAAUACAUUGACAGAGAUCCUGAAGUUAUUAGAAGGCAGAAAGAACUCGAAAAAAUUAAAAAAAAGGAAAAAGACGAUGAUGAAAGACAUGCAAGAGCUAUUGAGGAUAUGGUUCGUAGAGGUAAAGAGAGAGAUGGGGAUGAAAAUGAACUAGAAUUACCUUCAACGAGUAACGAAUUGCAGAGGGAAGAUGAAGAUCAAAAAAUAACUUUUGCAAUGCAGACCCCGUCUGUCUCUUCCAAAAAAGCCUCUACAGCAGCCAAACCGAGGGUUGAUAUUGCAAAAUCUGAGAAAGUGUUUAAUUCAGCGUCAGGACAAUAUCAUAAAAUGAAUAAUAAGAAGCGGAAGAAGACAGCUUUAGAAGAAAUCAUGGAUGAGGAAGAGAAAAAACGCAAAAUUGUCAAAAAGACUGACUACUGGUUGACCACUGACAUUAUUGUAAAAGUUAUAACAAAAAGAUUAGGUGAAAAAUAUCAUAAAAAGAAAGGUGUUGUAUUAGAUGUUACUGAAAAAUAUACCGCAAUUAUAAAGAUGAUCGAUACUGGUGCCAAGAUUAAGGUCGACCAAAUGCAUGUUGAAACUGUUUUGCCAGCUUUAGGUAAAACUGUUCUUAUCCUAAACGGAGCAUAUCGCGGAUCAACUGCAACUCUUGAGAAUGUAAAUGUUGAACAAUUCAAUGCCACUGUCAAAAUAUCUGAGGGCCCACUUGCUGGUCGAAAAGUUGACGCCAUUCCAUAUGAAGAUAUUAGUAAGAAGCAUGAAUCGUUAAGAUGAAUGAAUGUGGAUUGCAUAUUUUUCAACAAUUAAUUUGAUAAAACAUGUUUACAUAGGGCAAUGGGGAAGUUUUGAUGCAACUCUUAUUGCAGUCGCAAACCUCCUAUGGUUAUACCUGAUAAGCAAAUUUUUUAAUGAUUUUGAAUUAAAUCAAUAUUUUAUAAAUA